Molecule: messenger RNA, 538 nt
Organism: Schistosoma spindalis
Lineage: Eukaryota; Metazoa; Platyhelminthes; Trematoda; Strigeidida; Schistosomatidae
Source: the annotation of a GenBank genome assembly
GAAACAAACACGUCACCACAAACACAAACAAUCAUCAAUCCCACAUUACAUUAUCACUUCAAUUCAUCAUUCGCCAUACAACUGUACGAUCCCACAUUGAAACAGCAUCAUUGCCAUCUCACCCACUAUGGAACCAUCCUUCUCUCUUGUUCCCAAUGCGACCACAGACAACGCUAGUGCGUCUCUGCGCUUCCACGAACAAAACCAACUGCACAACUACAUUCCACAAAAUAACCCCUUUCAAAAACUAACAACCAACACAACCAACGCACACCAGGUCAUUCUCACACACACACACACACACACACACACUCCAACAAUAAAGUCAACGCCCUCUCAGUUAUUACCGAAACAAACACGUCACCACAAACACAAACAAUCAUCAAUCCCACAUUACAUUAUCACUUCAAUUCAUCAUUCGCCAUACAACUGUACGAUCCCACAUUGAAACAGCAUCAUUGCCAUCUCACCCACUAUGGAACCAUCCUUCUCUCUUGUUCCCAAUGCGACCACAGACAACGCUAGUGCGUCUCUGCGC